This is a messenger RNA of Phyllotreta striolata, 1131 nucleotides long. The record is from the annotation of a GenBank genome assembly. Lineage: Eukaryota; Metazoa; Arthropoda; Insecta; Coleoptera; Chrysomelidae.
GUCUCUUAUCGGUGUCGCGAAUAAAUAAUUAUGAGAUACCUGAUUUUAGUUUUAUCGUGCAUUUUUGCACCAUCUUAUGGCAUGGAAUUCCUCAAUAACGGGCCAUAUAAAAUUCCCGCUUUAGGAUUAGGAACGUUCUCUGUAAGAGAUGAAGUUGAACUUACAUCCGCCCUUAAUGAGGCCCUUGAAACGGGCUACCGUCAUUUCGAUACGGCUGCUAUUUACAUGAACGAACACAUAGUCGGUAAAGUGCUAAACGAGUGGAUAUCCUCCGGUAAACUAAAAAGGGACGAAUUGUUUAUAACAACUAAGUUAUCAUUAUUCGAUGAACAGCCGGGGUUGGUGGAAAAUGCCAUAAAGACUUCGUUGAAGAAGCUACAGUUAGAUUACAUUGAUUUGUGGCUGAUUCACUUUCCCGUUGCCGUACAAAUAACGGUAGAGAAAGAGGCUAUAACAUUACCUACCGAUUUAGAGGGAGUUUGGAAAGAGAUGGAACAGCAGGUGGCCCUCGGCAGAACAAGAACGAUAGGAUUGUCGAAUUUCAAUAUAUCUCAAAUCAAACGGAUUCAAAACGUAGCCAAGAUCAAGCCAGCAAAUCUCCAAAUCGAAACGCACUUGUACUUCCAACAAAAUAAAUUGCGCUCCUUCGCUAGAAAAAACAACAUCACCGUCGUUGCGUACUCGCCAUUAGCAUCUCCUGCUAUGCCGCAGUUUUAUAAAGAAGCGCUGACCAGCGGUGCUCCGUUGCCCAACAUCUUCAACGAUUCUGCAAUAAGCGCGAUCGCCAAGAAACACAAGAAAACGAACGCCCAAGUCGCUCUAAAAUAUCUCUUACAAUCCGGAUUAGUAGUCAUUCCGAGGAGCACAAAUCCCAAACGAAUUCGAGAGAACUUCGACAUUUUCAAUUUCCACUUGGACGAUGGGGAUAUGUUGGCUCUGAAACGGUUGGAUAGAGGCAAAAAGGCCAAAGUGUUCCUAAUGCUCAAUUUGGCGAAAGAGAUGACCAAACAUCCUGAAUAUCCGUUCCGUGAAAAUUUGCCGUAAAUGCAGUGGGUUUAAUGUUAGAGUAAAAUAAAUUUUUAGUAUAAAUUUAUGUAUCUUUAGAAAUUAGGUAAUAUAUUUUGAGCAAUA